CUCCUUUGUUUCUGUUGACUGAUCUGGGCCUGCUUGACACAAAGCAAUUCAAUUAUUCUUAAACAGACCUUUUAGAAGCUGAUGCUCCACACCAGGAGGUGCAGUUUGGACUACUACAGGCAGUUCUUCCAUUGCAGUUCUGCUCGCAUUAACCAUGUGGUUUUAUAAUCUUUUGCUGAGCCUCGACGUGAAGGGGCUUUUCUUGUUUAUUUUUCUUUUCCUUCUGAUAGCAGACUUCUACAAAAGCAGAAAACCAGCAAAUUUUCCUCCAGGACCAAAGGCUCUUCCCUUUGUGGGGAAUUUCUUCAGUUUGGACAGCAAACAUCCACACGUUUAUUUCCAAAAGCUAGCUGAGAUCUAUGGGAACGUCUUCAGCUUCCGCCUCGGCCGGGACUCGAUCGUGUUUCUGAACGGAUACAAGGCGGUGAGAGAGGCGUUAGUGACCCAAGCUGAGAACUUUGUGGACCGACCAUUCAACGCCAUAACAGACAGGUUUUACACUGAACCCUCAGCUGGUAUCUUUAUGAGCAAUGGUGAAAAAUGGAAGAAACAGCGACGUUUUGCUUUAUCUACCUUACGCAACUUUGGCCUGGGCAAAAACUCUUUGGAGCAGAGUGUUUCUGAGGAGAUCCAACACCUGCAGGAGGAAAUGGAGAUCGAAAAAGGUAAACCUUUCAACCCAUCAGGCCUUUUCACCAAUGCCGUGUCCAACAUUAUCUGCCAGCUGGUCAUGGGGAAAAGAUACGACUACACCGACCACAGGUUUCAGAUGAUGCUCAGGUGCAUGUCUGAGGCGGUUUUGCUGGAGGGGAACGUUUGGGGCCAACUCUACAUGGCGUUUCCGAGUGUGAUGAGGCACAUGCCAGGUCCUCACAACAAAAUCUUCAGCCACUUCUCCAGUGUAGAACAAUUCCUUUAUGAGGAAGUAGAGCAGCACAAGAAGGAUCUGGAUCGCGACAAUCCCAGAGACUACAUUGACACCUUCCUCAUUGAGAUGGAGAACCAGCACAAAGAGUCUGACCUUGGCUUCACGGAGGCCAAUCUGGUUUACUGCGCCAUUGACCUUUUCCUCGCUGGAACAGAAACGACAGCCACCACACUGCUGUGGGCUUUGGUUUUCCUCGUAAAAUAUCCUGAGGUUCAAGAGAAAGUCCAGGCAGAGAUCGACUCAGUGAUCGGACAGGCCCGCCUUCCCUCCAUGGCCGACAGAUCUAGCAUGCCUUACACCGACGCUGUGAUCCACGAGAUCCAGAGAAUAGGAAAUAUACUUCCUCUUAAUGGAAUGAGGGUUGCUGCCAAAGAUACAACUCUGGGUGGUUACUUCAUACCAAAGGGUACGUCCUUGAUGCCAGUAUUGACCUCUGUACUGUUCGACAAAGCUGAAUGGGCCUGCCCAGACACCUUCAAUCCUGGACACUUCCUGGAUGACAAUGGGAAGUUUGUGAAGAGAGACGCCUUCCUCCCCUUCUCUGCGGGAAAACGGGCUUGCAUUGGCGAAAGCCUCGCUAAGAUGGAGCUGUUCCUGUUUUUGGUCGCCUUGCUGCAGAAGUUCACGUUCUCUGUUCCUGAGGGAGUUGAACUGAGCACUGAAGGAAUCACAGGAACGACACGAGUGCCUCACCCCUACAAGGUGUCGGCUAAGAUUCGCUGAGCUGCGGACGUCUCACCAAAGUGUUUUCUACUCAAAAAGAUUGAGCAUAUUGUUUUGUUUUGUAAAAACUGUUGCAUUAUUGCUGCCUAUUAUUAUUACACUAUACUGAUUGUCUUUAGCUGUAUACAUCAUUAAGGCUGAAAUGUAUAUUAACCAAAAGAUUUUACUGUGUUAAACAAUUGUCAAAAUACCUCUAAAAUCGGUGGUUGGUCGGUGUGGUGAGCUCGACCAUAUUCCCUGUUACUCACAAAUUAAGAGAUAAUUUGGACAUUAAAUGUAUUACAUAAAAUAGAUAACAUAAGAGCUCUGUAAUGGUAUGUUUUAAUUGAUCAUUUUCUCUUUACUGAAAGACAACCAACUUAUAUGGUUGUCUUUUCUUUUUUAAAGGAUCAAGCACUUACGUAUUAAAUAAUGAAAUAAUGAUUGUUAUAGUGUCUUAACACUCUUAUUUUCUCUUAAGACUGUUAUAGACAGUCUUAAGAGAAAAUAGAUUUGAACAUCAGUCUGCCCCUCUAAAUUUAAAAGCUUCUCCUGAACGUAUUAAUAAGCAGCAUUAGAUAAGAUAUAUAUAUAUAUAAAAAUGUGUGUAUAUCUGGAGCAUGUAACAAAAGUAAUUUCCCUCUGGGAUUAUUAAAGUAUGUCUGAUUCUGAUUCUGAUUCUGAGAUAGGAAGUUGAUUGAAUUUUAAUUUGUAAUUUGUUAAAUUGCUUAAUUCCCUGCCAAAGCAUACUAAUUAAAGAAGCAUAAAACAUUUUA
Messenger RNA from Fundulus heteroclitus (mummichog), 2406 nucleotides. RefSeq names its product cytochrome P450 2J6-like. Gene Ontology annotation, cellular component: cytoplasm; intracellular membrane-bounded organelle. Gene Ontology annotation, molecular function: iron ion binding; heme binding; oxidoreductase activity, acting on paired donors, with incorporation or reduction of molecular oxygen, reduced flavin or flavoprotein as one donor, and incorporation of one atom of oxygen. The transcript has 9 exons. The record is from RefSeq and is a predicted model, not a curated record. Gene Ontology annotation, biological process: xenobiotic metabolic process. Lineage: Eukaryota; Metazoa; Chordata; Actinopteri; Cyprinodontiformes; Fundulidae. The coding region runs from base 155 to 1651 and encodes 498 amino acids.